Notechis scutatus (mainland tiger snake) is the source of this 1146-nucleotide messenger RNA. The record is from RefSeq and is a predicted model, not a curated record. NCBI's taxonomy places the organism in Eukaryota, Metazoa, Chordata, Lepidosauria, Squamata, Elapidae.
AUGGCAAAUGGCUUCCUCGCGGAGAGCAUUGGCUUCUUCCUCGUUUUGAAGACUAAGGGCUCCCAGAAUUAUUCCCGUGGCGGCAUUUCCUUUCGAAGCUCUUUGCAAAUCUUACGGCAGCAGCUGCGAUAUCACAGCUUUUAUUCAGAGGGUAGAUUGUCUGCAGCCAUUAUAAUGCCUACCUUGUUACUCCUGCAGAAGGAUGCAACCUUGAAGACUCCAGAGCAAUUGGAGCUUCGGCUGAAACAUUCAGGAAAGAGGAAAUGGGGUGAGGGAAACAAUUCUGAGCCUGAAGAUGAAGACGAGGGCUCAGAAAAGGAUCGCAGCCAGGGCUGUGGAGGGGAGAGAGCACUGAGGAAACGAAGCAAGAGACGGCACAAAGAGCCUUCUCUCCAAUCUUACCUGGAAACUGGAUAUAUAUGUGAUACAGAAAGUGACCCAGAGGAGCAGGCCUCCAUUGAUGACCUCGAACAGUCAUUCACUGUCUCAACCAGCAAAGCCUUGGGACCCAUUGGUGCAUUAAACGGCAGCUGUGAAACCAAACUCUCUGUGAUCCCUAAAGUCUCUGGCCUGGAACGGAGCCAGGAGCGUAACUAUGAGGCCGACCGGGACUGCCUGCUAGUGCCUUUCCUGACUAAGGAACCCCCUUCUCAGGCAGCUACUGCCCCUAUUCUGGCUCAGGCCUUGCCUCCAAAUCCUCCUGCCCCACCUCCUGUCAAGACUCUGGCUCAGACACCUAACACUGUUCGUGGGAUGCCCCAGCCUAAAGGCCAGCUGCCUCCAAUGCCUCAGGGUGGAGCAGUUACCCACAGCCUUGCCCAGAGCCAACUGCACAUGAAGGUGCCACCCUCUACCAGCCAGACGCAGGCACCAUACUCUGUAGGGCUUGACCUCAGCACUGGAGGGUGCAACCGCGGUGCAGCUCACCCCAAGCCCAUCCUCCCGCCCUGCUCCCCUUCUCAACUCCCUCACCAGCCCUCCACCCCCUUGCUGGCCCUGCCCCCCCACCUUUUUCCCUCUACCCAUCAGCCCCCUUCCCACCACCACCCAGGCAUGUUCACCCCCUCUCCUGGCCUCCCACCGCCACCCCCGUUGCUUCAAGUUGCUGGGCACCCAGCUGCAGCCGCUGCCAUAUCUGGUAAGAAA